Fusarium redolens is the source of this 1603-nucleotide messenger RNA. RefSeq lists its product as uncharacterized. Gene Ontology annotation, biological process: L-histidine biosynthetic process. The coding region runs from base 233 to 1210 and encodes 325 amino acids. NCBI's taxonomy places the organism in Eukaryota, Fungi, Ascomycota, Sordariomycetes, Hypocreales, Nectriaceae. The transcript has 4 exons. Gene Ontology annotation, molecular function: ATP phosphoribosyltransferase activity; magnesium ion binding. Gene Ontology annotation, cellular component: cytoplasm. The record is from RefSeq and is a predicted model, not a curated record.
AGAGCCCCAAUCACGUUGCCCCAGCGUAUGAAAUGAUGCAUGCUGGUGCCACAGCAAAUACACAGAGCCCCCGCCAUCGUCUUGAAGCCCCGCAGUCGGAGUCAUUAGCAGUCACCACAACAGACAAUAAUAAAUUCCCCGACUGCCUUACCUUGCAGUGUGAUUUACCUAAUUCAAACUACCUAUAGUCCAAGGGAAGAAGCAUUGCAUUGUAGCACUUCUGUAGCCAGCCAUGGAUCUCGUCAACAGUCUCGAAGGCCGUCUUCUUUUUGCCGUACCAAAGAAGGGUCGUCUCAAUGCUGCCACACUUAACCUCCUCGAGGGCGCCGACGUCCAAUUCCGUCGUGAGAACCGUCUCGAUAUUGCUCUCGUCAAGAAUCUCCCUAUCGCACUGAUCUUCCUCCCCGCCGCCGACAUUCCAACCUUCGUUGGUGAGGGCCGUUGCGACCUCGGUAUUACCGGAUGGGACCAAGUCCAGGAGCACGAUGCCUCAGUCCGUGCCUACAACCACCUGCGGCGUAGCUCUGUUGAUAUGUCUUCAACCGACGAUAAGGUCGCUGGCUCUGACAUGGUUAUGGAAUUGGGCUUUGGCAGCUGCAAGCUGCAAGUCCAGGUCCCCGAGAAGGGCCAGUAUAAGACUCCCGAAGAUCUCAUUGGGAAGACAAUUGGGACGAGCUUCGUCAACCUCGCUGCCGACUAUUUCCUGAAGCUUGAGCAAGGCGAAAAUACACAGGGAGAGCUUUCGCCUCGCAAGAUGCGCACCAAGAUUGUGGAGCUGAGCGGAAGUGUGGAGGCUGCAUGUGCUCUCGGUGUUGCUGAGGGCAUUGUCGAUCUUGUUGAAUCUGGAGAGACCAUGCGAGCUGCUGGCCUCAAGGCCAUUGACACUGUUGUCGACUCUACCGCCGUGCUCAUCAAGUCAAAAUCGCCUUCCAACCCUGAACUCAUCGACCUCAUCACCUCGCGUAUCCGAGGUGUUAUUACCGCUAAGAGCUACGUUCUGUGCCAAUACAAUGUCGAGCGAAGCCGCCUGGCUGAGGCGACCAAGGUUACUCCUGGGAAGCGCUCAGCGACAGUUACCACUCUUGACGAGGAGGGCUGGGUUGCUGUCAGCUCUAUGGUCGAGAAGAAGAAGAUUGCUCUGGUUAUGGACGAUUUGACCCGAAUUGGCGCUCAGGACAUCCUUGUGCUCGACAUUCACAAUGCGCGAUAAAGGAGCAUAUCUGAUGGGUUAAGCAAGAAGGCGUUGAUAUGCAUAGGCACCGGUAGGCAUGGGAUUCGUGGGCAAACGGCGCUCUGGAAAAUCAAUGGCUGGCUGGGUAUCAGGCUAAAAGAGGGGGAUUGUAAUGUAUGGCUGCAUGUAAGCGCCGUAUCACCUCUGUUAUAAUGAGAUAUCCCGAUUGAAACUUCAAUGACCAUUCCCCUCUCCAUGAGUGAAGAUCGGAAAAUUGUGCCUGGCCGGAUCCAGUCUGUGCCUGGACUUGGAGCUUGGACAGGAAUGAUCGACGCUGCAUGUGUCGUAUCACGAUGAGGCUGAAUGAUUUGAGAUGGUGGCUUGGCAGAACGAUUGAGGAAGAUUCUGCUAGAGGCUGGACAACAUGGCUGA